Messenger RNA from Dicentrarchus labrax (European seabass), 1426 nucleotides. RefSeq names its product apoptosis facilitator Bcl-2-like protein 14. Gene Ontology annotation, biological process: regulation of apoptotic process. The transcript is spliced from 7 exons. Bases 198 to 1094 code for a protein of 298 amino acids. NCBI's taxonomy places the organism in Eukaryota, Metazoa, Chordata, Actinopteri, Moronidae. The record is from RefSeq and is a predicted model, not a curated record.
CGAGUUUAACAGACUUUAGCUUCAGGAAGGAGGAAUUAAACCGGGGGAAGAGCUUUAUUCCGGUUCUUCUGGCGGUUGACGAAGUGUUUCUAAAGUUUACCUGAACCAGUUCAACGGUUAAUGGCGACCGUCAGAGUUUCAAUAAAGUUCCGUUUGUCUGUCAGACACAACAACCGGAGCCGGUAAAGUAAACCAACAUGGCCAACGGUCAGGUGGAGAUCCACGACCCCCUCCCCAACCGCGGCGACCUCCCCAACCGCGGCGACCUCCCCAGCAGCAGCAGAACCGACCCUGAGACCAGAUCCAGCUCGGACCCCGAGAACACGCCGGAGCUCAGACUGCUCCGGGCGUACGCUAAGAGGAGGCGCCCGCUGAAGGUCGCUGACCCGGCACCCCCCAACGACCUGGUGGCACAAAAUGGCGACAUUCAUGACCAGAAACCCCCCCCCCCUCAGACUGAGGAGGAGGAGGAGAAGAGGAAGAAGAGGACGAGGGGGUUGAAACGUCUGGCGUUGAUCCUCCGGUGUAUCAAACCUCAGACUGAAGACGAAGAUUUACCCAGAAUCCCCGAGAACAAACCCGCCGCCUACAACCGCUGUCUCGCUGGAGAUGAUGAAGAGGAGGAGGAGGAGGAGGAGCUAGAGGAGGCGGUGAGUCGACUGACGGAGCUCGCAGAUGAAAUCAAGUUCAGUCCUCCAGAGAUCGAGUCAGACGCUCCAGAAGACGAUGUGGAGAAAGUGAUCGCCCUGCUGCUGAGAGAGACUGGAGACAGGGUGAAUGAGGAUCUGAAGGCUGUAGAUGGAGAACUCUUCUUGAACUUCUCUUUCUUUGAGAACUUGAUAAGCAGACUCCUGGAGAGGAUGGGUCUCCGCUCCCCCAACCCGACGCUCUGGGGCCCACAAGCUUCACCUAAAACCCAGAUCGCUGUGACCUGUGAGGUCACCACCCGUCUGUCUGCCACCGUCUCUCUGCCCAGGAACCGCAUGCUCGACCACGGAGCCAAAUACCUGCAGAUGUACUUCUCACCCUGGGUCCAACAGCAGGGAGGAUACGAGGAAGCCUUCCACAGUGAUGAUGAGGACGAGGUCCAGUGAACCGUCUCCUUCCAGAGCCGCCAACCGGUUCCAUCGGGUCAGCGCCGCCCCCCCCUCAGCGAGGCGUUCAGGCUCCCGCGGACUUUAAACGAGGCUACGAGGAACAAAAAGUUUACAUAAAGAUCCAGCAUUAGUAUCAGGAUGCAUUAUGGGAAAACUUUAUUGUAAUAUUAUCUGAUGUGCCAAAGUCUUAAAAACACUGUUCCAACAUUAAUUACUACAGUUACUGGACCUAAAGGCUCGGUUCUACUUCUGCUGGAAGAACACUCAGAGACACACACUCACACACACUCACACACACACACUCACACACACACACACACUCACACACA